Molecule: messenger RNA, 884 nt
Organism: Entrophospora candida
Lineage: Eukaryota; Fungi; Glomeromycota; Glomeromycetes; Entrophosporales; Entrophosporaceae
Source: the annotation of a GenBank genome assembly
GAAUGUCACGUAUGCCAAUGGUAUUUGAAACUGUUAAAUUAAUAUUCGGUAAAGAACCAAGCAAAAGUGUCAACCCUGAUGAAGCUGUUGCUCUUGGGGCUGCGGUUCAAGGUGGAGUACUUUUGGGAACCGUUAAGGAUGUUCUGCUUCUUGAUGUUACUCCACUUUCUUUGGGUAUCGAAACAUUAGGUAAUGUUUUUGCGCGAUUAAUUAAUCGUAAUACAACAAUUCCAACUAAAAAAUCUCAAGUAUUUUCAACUGCAUCUGACGGUCAAACACAAGUUGAUGUCCGUGUUUAUCAAGGUGAACGCGAUUUUUGUCGUGACAAUAAACUCUUAGGGAACUUCCAAUUAGAUGGUAUUCCACCUGCACCUAAAGGUGUACCACAGGUUGAAGUGACAUUUGAUAUUGAUGCCGAUGGUAUUGUGAAUGUAUCAGCAAAAGAUAAGGCUACAGAUCGUGAUCAAUCAAUAACUAUUGUAGCUUCAUCAGGUCUUACCAGCAAUGAAAUCAACAAGAUGAUAGAUGAGGCUGAAAAGUUUGCUGAAUCAGAUGCAAAACGUAAAAACGUCAUUGAGGCAGCUAAUCAUGCAGAAUCAGCGAUUCAUGAAACAGAGAAAAAUUUAGAUCGAUUCAAAAAUGAAGUGGAUGCUGAGGGUGUCACUAAGCUUAAAGAAAAAAUAGAGAAAUUAAGAGAUGUAGUUGCAAAAGGAGAAGAUGCAAAUGCUGAAGAAAUUAGACAAGAGAUGCAUGAAUUACAGCAACAAAGCAUUAAAUUGUUUGAAGUAUUACAUACCAAACAACAAUCAACUAGUCAAUCACCUUCUGAAGGUAAAGAACCUUCCGAUUCACAAUCGUCAUCACCACCACCAGGUUCUUUUUAA